Molecule: messenger RNA, 894 nt
Organism: Aureobasidium subglaciale EXF-2481
Lineage: Eukaryota; Fungi; Ascomycota; Dothideomycetes; Dothideales; Saccotheciaceae
Exons: 2
Coding region: 88-777 (229 amino acids)
Source: RefSeq, a predicted model, not a curated record
CAUCGUCGUAAGAGUGCCAAGCUCAUUUAGUCGCAUACCGCUUUUACUUUGAGAGACAGCACCAAGUCUACAAGGAACACCAUCACCAUGUCGGAAACAAUGUUUGCACAGGCCCUCAUGUCGGGUCUGGAGAAGCGCCCCUCCAGACUCAGCAGCGAUCACGUCUCGGACCCCAGGAAAUACCCUGCUCAAGCUCCGUACACCCUCCCCAAGCCGGUCCAUCCGUUCCCUCGCCGUCAGCGACCUUCAGCCGGCCAGCAGUCACAAAGCGUCAACGUCUCCCUGAAACCACUCAAGGGCUCUGACAACCUCGACCUCCCCAACCAAUCAAUCAACACCACCGUCCUCGACCUCAAAGCCCAAUACGCCGACAAGUUCAGCCUUGACAAGACAAAGAUCAAGGUCCUCCUAAACAAGAGACCAUGCGCCGACCUCAAGACUCUCAAAGACAUCCUCGCCGACCCUCUCCCCGCAAAGGCAGACUUCAGCAUCAUGCUCCUCGCAGGCGCCUCAACCCCUAGUCAAGCCUCCACUCCCGUUCCCGCCUCACCAGUCGUCAAGCCCGAGGAAUCUCAGAAGCUUCCCCCAGACUCUGCUCCUCUGUCUGAACACGCACAAGCUGAAGCAGAAGCGCUUCCCCACGCCCACGAUAAUGCUGCUCAGAUGCUCAAGUCGGACGAGUUUUGGGCCGACUUGAAGGAUUUCUUGGUUCAGAGGCUGCGUGAUGAGAGUCAGGGCGAGAGGCUCACUCGUUUGUUCCGUCAGGCUUCUGCUUAGUGUCCCAACAUCUUCAGCUAGUCUUAGACAUGCACAAAUAUCACCUUGUGCUCACUUGGCCAUUGAUACAUAACAAGUUCAACCAGUUCAGCCAUCAGGAGUCGUCGCUUUCAACUU